Messenger RNA from Raphanus sativus (radish), 1171 nucleotides. RefSeq names its product elongation of fatty acids protein 3-like. The record is from RefSeq and is a predicted model, not a curated record. Gene Ontology annotation, molecular function: fatty acid elongase activity. Lineage: Eukaryota; Viridiplantae; Streptophyta; Magnoliopsida; Brassicales; Brassicaceae. The transcript has a single exon. Gene Ontology annotation, biological process: very long-chain fatty acid biosynthetic process; fatty acid elongation, saturated fatty acid; sphingolipid biosynthetic process. Bases 141 to 1034 code for a protein of 297 amino acids. Gene Ontology annotation, cellular component: endoplasmic reticulum membrane.
GUCUUAUUUUCAAUUAUAUGAAAAUGAAAACGAAAAUAAACGUAGCUUUACAUAUGAAAAAGACCCACGCACACACAUAAAAGUCGCUAGAGGGAGUAACAAGAAGAAUAGUCACCGACGAUCACCGCCACCAUCCGAUCAUGUCUACGGCUCUGAUCAGCUCUCUCACCUACUACCUCUCCGAACAUCCAUACAUCGUCGGUUUCCGCUGGGGGCACAGCCAAUCAUGGGGCUCCACGUGGUCAUUUCUCAUCGCCUCCAUCUUUCUCUACAUCGCCGUCUCCUCCUCCCUCCACAUCAUCCUCUCCAUUUCCCUCCGCCGUAACCGCUCCGUUCCGUUAGGCCACAUCCCAGACAUACACAGCCUCCUCAUGUCCAUUCUCUCCGCCACUAUUUUCGCCGGAAUCCUCCUCUCCACCGCCGCGGAGAUCCGUGACACGCGGUGGUUCUGGCGGCGGAGCAAAACCGCCACUCCCCUCCAGUGGCUCCUCUGUUUCCCGCUCGGCACACGCGCCUCCGGCCGCGUCUUCUUCUGGUCCUACGUGUUCUACCUCACGCGGUUCCUCCACAUGCUCCGCACGAUCUUCACCGUCUUUCGUCGCCGGAGACUCGCCGUGUCUCAGCUCUUCUGCAACUCAGCCAUGGCCUUCACGUCUUUCCUCUGGCUCGAGUUCUCGCAGUCGUACCAGGUUCUCGCCAUUCUGUCGACCACGCUGGUUUACUCUGUGGUUUACGGCUACAGAUUCUGGACCGGGUUCGGUUUGCCCGGUUCGGUGUUCCCUUCGUUCGUGGUGAAUUGUCAGCUGGUUCUCGUGGUUUGUAAUCUCGUGUCUCACGCUGGGGUGCUUACGAUGCACCUCAUUAAAGGCGGAUGCAAUGGCAUCGGCGCGUGGGGUUUAAACUCUGUGCUCAACGGUGCGAUUUUGUUGCUUUUUCUUAAUUUUUACAUGAGAAUGCAUUCUCGGAUGCGACACCGUAUCGCUAACACUUCGCCGGAACUUGAACCAGCAGACGUAAUAAUGCAAAAGAAUUAACUUUCGAUGAGUAGGGUGUGGCUCUUGGGUUGAUCCUUUUUAUUCUUCUCAAUAAGAAAAUAUUAACCUUAAUCACUUAUAAAAUUUUAAACUUUGUAAAUCUCUCCUUCUUGCUAAUCUAGCGUUAAUUGCUAACA